Molecule: messenger RNA, 3066 nt
Organism: Strigops habroptila (Kakapo)
Lineage: Eukaryota; Metazoa; Chordata; Aves; Psittaciformes; Psittacidae
Gene: SCN2B
Product: sodium voltage-gated channel beta subunit 2
Exons: 6
Coding region: 364-924 (186 amino acids)
Cellular component (GO): membrane
Source: RefSeq, a predicted model, not a curated record
CAAAAUGAGCCCGGAAGCCUGGCUCCCGCAGCCCACCUUGCUCCUCACUGGCCUCAGCUUGCUCCUCUCACUGGAUGGAGCGCAUUAGCCAGCAGAGCAGCCUUGACGUGCAUCCAGCUUGGCCACAAGGCUGGACUCAGGAGCACCUCAGGAAGAAGGUUUGAGCAAAGAGCAGCAGCCCAAAGGGAGAGGCUGGGAAGAGCAUGCUGGAUGCAGGCGCUAGGGUUUGGGUGCUGCUGGGGCAGCCAGCGGAGCAGGGGAGCUGCAGGAAAGGAGCGGAGGAGCACGCAGGGCACAGACGCCCCAUCCCUGCCCAGACCCCGUCCUGCCCUGUGAGCUGCACCAGCACCCACAGGAUUGGGCAUGGAAGUCAUGGCUCCCGCCACCAUCAAUGCCUUGAAUGGCUCCUCCGUGAAGCUCUCCUGCACCUUCAACUCGUGCUACAAGGUGGAGAACAAGCAGUUCUCCCUCAACUGGACGUACCAGGAGUGCAGGAACUGCUCUGAAGAGCUGUUCCUGCAGUUCCGGACGAAGAUCAUGAACAAGCAGCUGGACCGCUUUGGGAACCGCGUGGAGUUCACCGGGAACCCCGCCAAGUACGACGUGUCCUUCACCCUCAAAAACGUGCAGCUGGAGGACGAGGGCACCUACAACUGCUACGUCCUGAACCCCCCGGACCGGCACCGGGGCCACGCGAGCAUCAGCCUGAAGGUGCUCACCAAAGAGCCUCCAAAGCAUGACUCGACGGUGGCUGUCAUCGUGGGCGCUUCUGUAGGCGGCUUCUUGGCCGUCGUGAUCCUGGUGCUGAUGGUGGUAAAAUGCGUGCGCCGGAAAAAGCAGCAGAGGCUGAACACAGACGACCAAAAGACGGAGGAGGAAGGGAAGACAGACGGUGAAGGCAACCCAGACGAGGGCACCAAGUAACCUCCCGCUGUCCUUCCCUCCCUCUUCACCCCUGUACAGCGUGAUCCCCUUGAUGUGCUUCCCCAAGCAAGGAUUUCUGUCUCCCCAGAGCAUCCCUCCUUCCAUCUAAAUACCCAACCCAGCCUGGAGCAGGGCGCGGAGAGCAGGUCCCUAGAGCCUGGCCGCAGAGGGUGGCUGAAGUGCUUUGGAGCUGCCCCUGAGGCUCUGGAGUGCCAGAGCAUUGCAUGUGCCUGCGGGGAAGUGCUGGGGACAGGGAGAUGUGGGACGAGGGAAAAGCACGGUCCCCACACAUGGAGAGGCUGGAGCAGGGGGUGCCAGGAGGGGCAGAGAGGGGCUGGACAGCCCCGUGCCCUGAUGUCUGCACCCUGUCCCACUAGAAGAAGAGAGAAGGAGCCAGCGGCCAGCAGCCGCCUGCACUCAGGGCCACGUCUCACCCCCAGGAUGCUCCUGCUGUUCCCAGGCAUGGGCACCAAUGUGCCUGUCCCUGAGGGAUCCCAAUAGCUGCCCGUCUCCUCCUUGCAAGUCCUGUGUGCCAGUGCUGAGGGUGCUGUGACAAGAAGCUUGUGCUCCUCAGGGACUGUCCCAGCCUGCUCAGAAGCUGGGUAAUGACCAUUAGCUCACACGGUGUCUCUGAGCUUUGCUGCUUUUUGGAGCCGCUAAUGGCUCCUGGUUUGUAACGGAUGUACCCUUCUGCCUCUCGGGCUAUUUUUGGGUCUGAGCAUCUCAGCCAGAGGUGCUGGGCUGACUUUUUUGUGCUCGUUUCCUUCUUAGGGAGGGUAAUUCUAAUGGAAAAUGCUCUGCUGAUGUGCCAAACCAAGGUGGUGGGGAGUGGCGGGGUGUGACUGCUAGGGACAAAGAGCUGCUGGGAAGAGGAGGAGGUUUGGGGCGCUUGCUGGGAAGGAUUGGGCACAGACGCAGGACAGCUCUGUCACCUCCGAGCAACCCUGUGAUGCUGAGAUUGCCUCCUCCUGCCUCCCUGCAGAGCACUGCACAAUCUGUAACUGCCACGGCAAAGCACUGCCAGCCCGGCCAGCCACGGGCCCCGCAGUGCCAGCUGCUCCUGCCUCAGCCCCAUCCAUGGUCCAGCGCCUGCCCUGCUUUGACAGCUCCUCUGUGCGCCCCAGGAGCUGCCCUGUGUGCUCUGCAGUUUGUUAUUAGCAGUGACCCGGGCAGCUCACGGGGGAACAAGGGUAUGGGUGAGCGGUGAUGCGGGCUGGUCCCACGCUGCGGUGGUGCAGGGGGAUGCGGCGAGCCCAGGGUUGGGAGCUGGCGGUGCUGCCUGCCUUGGGCUCACUGCCUGGCCUUGGGCAAGCCCCUGGCCUCCUGUGCUGGACCUGGUGGGUGAGCUGUGCUGGCUGGAGCGCGUGGGGAGCUCGUCCUGGGGCCUCUUGUGGUUCAGACAAGGAGAGUGUCCCGUGCCACACCGUGCCCAGGCUUUCCUUCUCCCAUGGCAGGCAGGACGUGGGGCAGGAGAGGGGCAGUGCAUGGAGCUGACGGGCCAAGUGACAGAGGUCCUGUCACCUAUUAGCAACACUGCCAGGGGAGAAGUGAGACCUUCCCCACAGCACCCGGCACCCAGUGCUGCUGCAUCCCUGCGCAGUGUCCCGGCAGCGCUGUGGGCAAUGCCAUCAGGCCCUGGGGACAAAGGGAUGUCCAUGUGCUCCCUGCUCUGUCCCCAUCGCUUCCUGCCCCGGUCCUGCGUGCCCUCCUCACCCCGCUCGACCUCGCUGGGCUCCGUACCGCUCCCCUUCGCAUCUGCAGCAGGAAUGUGCCGUGUCUUCAUGUGGCUUCCCCCUCUCCCGUGGGAUUUCCUGCCCCAGGAGAGCCGGGAUGAGGCUGCCUGCCCCUCGCACCCCCAUGCCAGAUGGCUUUCCCUGCACAGUGCCAGUGGGGAGCCGGCUGCCAGGCUGGUUCCCUGGGACCUGCACCCUGCUCGGAGCUGGGCUGUGAGCGGCUCCACGCGGGACUGAGCUGGCAACUCUGCGGCCAAAGGCCUCUGACUGUUGCACAUGAGCAGUCUUGCAUCUGCCUUUUCAUUUCUUUCAUGCACUAUCCUUGGAUUGCAACUUGCCAAUGCAUUUGUAUGUACAUAGCUGUACACACCAGAGAGAAUCUCUACAAAUAUAUAUAUAUAUACACACA